Danaus plexippus (monarch butterfly) is the source of this 2570-nucleotide messenger RNA. RefSeq names its product thioredoxin domain-containing protein 6-like. The record is from RefSeq and is a predicted model, not a curated record. Bases 310 to 1935 code for a protein of 541 amino acids. NCBI's taxonomy places the organism in Eukaryota, Metazoa, Arthropoda, Insecta, Lepidoptera, Nymphalidae. The transcript has 12 exons.
GGCGGGCGGCCCGAGCCUCACCUGCACCGGCUUUCUCGAAGGAAACCUUGCAUUGCAACUGUCACGAUUAAGAACCACGCUCCAACCAGCUGGCUGUUUAUGUGCUGCUGGGUAACAGUGGUUACAACACAAGCUGUCGGUGGGGGCUAGCGUCUCUUUGAUUGCAAAUCUUAAACCUCCUUAAGGAUCUUAAUCGUGACAGAUGAACAUUAGACGAGAUAUAUCAGAGACAGUGAAGCUUAAGAAUUACAAGAAGUUUACGAGGAGGGUGAGAAGGGUGGCAGAGGGUGUCAGAGGGUGACGGACGAGAUGAGACUAUCACGCAAGAAGGCCGCUCAGGUACAGUUACAGGCGGAGCUGAACAACGACGAUGAAUGGAACAAGUUUCUUCUACGAGACGGACUCCUCGUGAUCGACGUCUACACGGAGUGGUGCGGCCCGUGCAUAGGAAUGGUGGGGAAUCUGAAGAAAAUCAAAGUUGAGAUCGGAGGAGAUAAUUUACAUCUGGCGGUGGCGAAGGCGGACACCAUUGGAUGUCUGUCUAGAUUCAGGAACCGCAGCGAACCAACUUGGAUGUUUAUUUCUGGUGGUCAAUUAAUUAAUGUGGUUUUCGGCGCGGACGCUCCUCGCCUCGCUCGCACGAUCGUGGAAGAGCUGAAGAAUGAAGAGCUGGUGAAGAAAGGGGAGAGAGAGAGACCGACACGAGCUCCACACGAACUCACUCCACCGGAACAGGAGGUCGCCUUGGCCCAAGCAAAGCUUCUCCAGCUACGCAAAGAAAAGGAGGCGGCGGCUGCGGCAGCGGAACGACUUGAAAGAAGAGAAGCGCGAGCAGUCGCCCUAGAGGUACACUUCAAUGACGUGUGUCCCGCGCUUAUGAUGCCCCACUCACAGAAAAAUAUACGAAAAGUCUCGGACGCGCUGGAGCCUUACGGAGUAAUUGUCGCUGACAAAUGCCCAUUAGUGCUGGGAAAAGAUGGAGCGAAAAUUCUUGGCGUGGAAGAUCCUGAAUUUGCAAAACCAGAAACCGCGAUGGCUUUACUCGAAAGACCAGCACUUGUACUGCUGUUGAAGAAACUACCUGACAAGGAAGGUAGUGUCAUCGAACUGGUCCGUCGCGCGAUUUAUAACGAAGGUAUAGAAUCAGAUGAGGACGACACGAAGAAAUCUCUGGCAGAGGAACUGAGGGCUAACGGUAUUCCCGGCGUGUUCGUACCGACCGACCGUCAUCAGAGAGCUUCCGCACUGGACCUAUUCUUCCCGAAGAUGGUGUCGGCGGUGGCGGCUCCGCUGACUGCCCCGGAGCCUCCGCACGUGGCGAUGAUACUGGGAGCGUGGCAGAGACGAGCCGUGCUCAAUAUCAUCGCCAGCAAGCUGCCCUCCAGGCUCCUGAGAUAUGGCUUCUUUAAAGACGCCGACGUCGAGCAACCGACACUACUAUGCAAGACCAUCGACCAGUAUGAGGAACGACCGGAGAAAGACUUUUCGGAGACUAUCGUGCUGAUGAUAUCGGUGGGUGUGACGGAUCCUGGCGCUGAGGGGGCGCCGGUGACGGAGGGAGUUCCACACGAGCUCCUCUCACUAGGACCUCUGUGGGUCAGCGAGGACGCGGUGCUGGGGAAAGAGGAAUGCGCGAGGUUCUUCCCCCCGGGGUACAGCGAGCCGGAGAAGAAACCCGGCCCCAAACCCAAGAAGAAGAAGAAGAAGCGUCACGACACUAGAGAAGAAACCGCGGACAACGUGGAUGCGCCCCCCGGGACUGCGCCGGACACGGAGGCGGGAGAUGGAUCCGUGGAGGGAGACCCUGACCCGGAGGGGGAGGAGGAGGGGGAAGAGAGGGAGGAGGAGGGGCAGGGAGACGGAGACGGGGAAGCGGAGGAGGGGGAGGAGUUACUCCUGGACAAGGGAACCUCACCGCCACCAGUCAACGAUUAGAAAUAAUAACAUAUCUAGUAUAAAGAAUUUACAUUCCGUUAGAAAAUCUAAUUUAGGACUGGGUUUUAGAGGAGUCAAUUUAAUUUGUAUUGUAUGGGAACGGUUAGUAUGAGAUUUAGUUGACGAUCUCCCCGUCUCCGCCCGGCGCCAUCUUUGUAAAAUGCAAGGACGGAAGCGUGACGUUUUCUGUUUCAGUAUUCAGUCUACGGGAAAUGUUAUUACCCAUUAUUUGAAGCAAAUUAAAUUUCCCCUCACCUUAUUUAUAUUUCUUUUUUCGUAAAUUGAAAAAUAAACAACAAUAAUCGACUUUUUACCACCGGACGGUUUUUUUAGAUUCGUUAUUCCAAAAUGGUGGCCGAGGAAAAAUAGGAAAAGGGGGACAAUAAACUGGAACUUGAGUUCAUUAUAAUUCGCCCAAUAUUUAAAUGUGACUUCCGGAAACCGCACGCCGGGACUUAAAAAAAAUUAACGCUUCAAUGUACUGUUAUUGCAAGCGCUUUUUUGAUUUAAAAGCAAAUUUGUUUAACAUCUUGUAUGGCUCCAACAAUGAAUUCACCGCUCCUCUCGUUUAAUCAACGCCACUCGCUAAUGUACUCGCAAUAUGUCAAAUAAAAUAUCAUAUUUAUAUUCUAAAA